Molecule: messenger RNA, 333 nt
Organism: Cotesia congregata
Lineage: Eukaryota; Metazoa; Arthropoda; Insecta; Hymenoptera; Braconidae
Source: the annotation of a GenBank genome assembly
AUGACACUAGCGACAGAUUGUUUUGCCCCGGCAAUUUUAUUGGCAAUACAUUUGAGCAGCUUGAAGUACGUGACAAAAUUAAUCACAGCUGGCGCUGAUGUCAAUCAGGUUAUGUUUAUAGGUAAGACAUAUGAGCUAAAAAGUCCUAGAUUUAAUGAUAUGCGGAAUUCUAGAAUUCAUUUUGUUGAAUUUACACCUCUGGAAUUUGCUGUCCAGGUCGAUAAAUAUCAAAUCGCUGAGUAUCUCAUCAGCCAGGGCGCCAAUAUUUACGGAAGAAAUGACAGUAAAGGGUUUCACAGCUCGCUGCUGAGUCAAAUAACGUCGAAAUGUUGA